AUGGCCGACGGAACGAACCCCCCGCUCAGCUACGAGGCAUCGGCCACCACCACCCAUCCCCAUAUCGGCUCGUCGUUGCUGCCCGAGGUGAUUACCUGCCUCAAGAACUCUCGCUACCUGCACCUAGCAACAUCCGACGGCCUCACCCCCCACGUCUCCCUCAUGUCAUAUACCUACCUCUCCGAAACCCCCUUCGACGCCUACCCCGUAAUUAUCAUGACCACGAACCCGUCCUCGCGCAAGACACUGAACCUAGAAGCCAAUCCGCGCGUCUCCCUGCUUGUACACGAUUGGGUGUCACACCGUCCGCCAACUCGGGCUCCGAGUGGCCGUGACGGCUCGCCGCCCCCUGCAGCAACUCGCUCUUCGCUGGCCAGUCUGUUGCUGAAUCUAAACACGAGUGCUCUAUCAAGUAUCUCGACGACAAUCACAGGCACUGCGCGCUUCCUGGAGUGUGGUUCCGAGGAGGAGCGGUGGUGCAAGGACCGGCAUUUGGAGAAUAAUACCUUUGUAACCGCGCCCAACGAGGAGAUCCCAUUCGGUCAGCGCCGUGGUAGCGGAGUCGCGGAGACACCGAUGAUUGACGAUAACAGUCGCGUGGUUAUAGUGCAAGUGCGAGAAGGGCGCAUUGCAGACUGGAAGGGUGGCGUGCGAGAUUGGCAGCUGGUGCGCGACGGCUCGGAGCAGAUCAAUGGGAUAGUAUCAUGA
Talaromyces atroroseus is the source of this 708-nucleotide messenger RNA. RefSeq lists its product as hypothetical. NCBI's taxonomy places the organism in Eukaryota, Fungi, Ascomycota, Eurotiomycetes, Eurotiales, Trichocomaceae. The record is from RefSeq and is a predicted model, not a curated record. Gene Ontology annotation, cellular component: nucleus; cytoplasm. The transcript is spliced from 2 exons. The coding region runs from base 1 to 708 and encodes 235 amino acids.